AUGGUUGCAAGGGACUGGCAAGGGAACGUUCUGAAAGCUUGGGCAAUACCAAACCUUAGCUGCUCAUCUCCAAAACUGGAAGAGUCGAUGGCUUUACGAGCAGCUAUGCUACUGGCAAAACAGCAAGGAUGGACGAAGGUGAUAUUUGAAUCGGAUUGCUUACAGUUGGUGGAAGAAAUCAACAAGGAGCAGACGACUGAGAUAGGAUCAGUGGUGUUAGAUGAUAUUAGGGAACUUAGAACAAAAUUUUAUGAAUGUUGUUUUACUUUUACUCGAAGAGUAGACAACUCUGUUAGUCAUAAACUUGCCAAAUUGGCAAUUAGCUUGAAAGUACAGACUGAAUGGAAGGAUGUCUUCCCAUAUUGGCUGCCUGCGCUGGCGCAAGCAGAUAUUGAGGGCAGUUGCCCAUCCUUUGUGUAA
Molecule: messenger RNA, 420 nt
Organism: Coffea arabica (coffee)
Lineage: Eukaryota; Viridiplantae; Streptophyta; Magnoliopsida; Gentianales; Rubiaceae
Molecular function (GO): nucleic acid binding; RNA-DNA hybrid ribonuclease activity
Source: RefSeq, a predicted model, not a curated record